CAGUGAACGCUGGGAUGGCGCUGGACCUGCUGACGGAAUUCGCCCUCUGUCAUGUGUGCUGAUCUCAAUUUUUCAAAGACACCCAAAUCUACGUACUUUUAGUUUGAGUAGGUCCUCAUGGUGGCGCGGUUACUCACAUCAAUCCAGGUGGCAGAGGACAAGUCUCAGUUGCCUCCGCUUCUGAGACAGUCAAUCUGUUCAUCUUAUCACGUGGCUCGUUGUGCAUGACACCGUGGAGACUCACAGCAUGUGGAGGCUCAUGCUACUCUCCGCAAUCCACACACAACUUUCCACAUGCCCCAUUGAGAGCGAGAACCCCUAAUCGCGACCACGAGGAGGUUACCCCAUGUGACUCUACCCUCCCUAGCAACCAGGCCAAUUUGGUUGCUUAGGAGACCUGGCUGGAGUCACUUCUACUUCUACUGGCUGGAGUCACACGCCCUGGAUUCAAACUCGUAACUCCAGGGGUGGUAGUCAGCGUCAACACUCGCUGAGCUACCCAGACCCCCUACAGAAUAAUUUUUGACAAUUGGAGUUUGAAUUAAUAAGCAUUCCUUUUGCCCAUAUGAACAUUCCGUCACUGUAAGUCAAUGGGAUUUUUCCAAUGUUGAUUGUCUGCUGUGCAAAAACCCUAAAUCCGAUCACUUGGAAAAGAACCAGAAUUCCAGAACAGUCUGAAGAAGAAUGUUUAUUUUCAAUGGGUGUGAGCCGGCUUGAUGUUCUUUAUAGAAGGCUUCUCCUCACCAAACUCUUCAUCCAAGGGUGGGGGAAGCCAGAGGACCUGAAAAGAAUAUUCGAGUUUAGGAAAAUCAUAGGCAACAGGGAGAGGUGCAAGAAUCUAGUACCAAGGGACUAUCCAAUAUUUAUUGACAAAGUAGAGGAUCACUCAGAUUGCAAAAUUCACAACGGACAUUUCAUAUCACCUCUGGAGCACUUUGUCCCCGGCAUCUUGCCAAAAGAGUCCAUCAUAGCCCGAUUCCAGUUCAUCGUACCCAAGAAAUGGAAGAGACACAGACCAGUCUGUAUUCAUUUGGCUGGAACUGGAGACCACUUUUUCUGGAGAAGACGAACCCUGAUGGCUAGACCGAUGGUGAAAGAAUCAGGGAUGGCGUCGCUUCUGUUGGAAAAUCCUUAUUACGGAUACAGGAAACCUAAAGACCAACUUCGCUCCAGUCUGAAGAAUGUAUCAGACCUGUUUGUUAUGGGUGGAGCCCUUAUCCUGGAGUCUGCAGCUCUGCUACACUGGCUGGAGCGAGAGGGUUUCUGGCCUCUGGGCAUGACUGGCAUUUCUAUGGGAGGACAUAUGGCAUCAUUAGCUGUAACUAACUGGCCCAAACCGAUUCCACUGAUACCUUGUUUAUCCUGGACUACUGCCUCAAGUGUUUUUACUACAGGUGUUUUAAGUAGAGCUGUGAACUGGAGGGAACUUGAAAAGCAGUAUGCUGCACAUACUGUGUAUGAGGAGGAAAUCAUCAAUAUGCUGGAGUAUUGUGGGACAGAUUCUUUCCGGAUGGGCCAGGAAUUCGUGAAAAACGCCCCAGGCAGCUUCGACAGACUCACAGACCUGGAUCUCACCCAUGACCUCCUUAACCUGCACUCAACAAAGAGGGACCAGAUGGGGCCAGGCUCGUCAGCCUCGUGUUCUCAGCCCGGGGGCGGAGGUCACACCUCAGACUCGGCCCUGCUGAUGGGGCGGAGAGAGAGAGAUGGACUGGAUCAGAUGCUGUCUGCUGUGAGCAGUAGUGGGCCUCAUUUGGACAUGCUACAUGCGAAGAACAUCACCUUUGGGUCAGGCCAGCGACAGUCACUGCAGCAAGAGUCUCUCUGCUUCAUGAAGGGAGUUAUGGACGAAUGCACACACAUAGCCAAUUUUUCAGUGCCUGUAGAUCCCAGUCUGAUCAUAAUAGUCCAGGCAAAAGAAGAUGCAUAUAUUCCUCGAACUGGAGUUCGCAGCUUACAGGAGAUCUGGUCUGGCUGUGAGGUUCGCUACCUCAAUGGAGGCCACGUCAGCGCUUACCUCUUCAAACAAGGACUAUUUCGGCAAGCAAUUUAUGACGCCUAUGACCGGUUUCUUCAGAAGUAUUCCAGCUUUUAGCCAUGGAAUUUUUGGUACUCAGUACGGACAAGAAUCGUGGCAUUUAGAAAGUAUGAUGUGGAGGAGAACACUGAAUGUGAUGGCCCUGAUGUCACAAAGAACCUUGUAACCGAAACCAACAGCCUGGUGCUACCCAAGGAGAGACCGUAUGCAGUAUUUGAACAAUAAUCUGAGCUGUACAGCAAAACUUACAUUGACUAUAGUCAACUUACCCUUGUGUGCAACCCAUACAAAACCCUGUUUUCCUAACCAUGCUGCCUUUUAUCACAUAUCAUGUCUGAAACAUACUUAACAAGGAAGAGACAAAGAUGUGCCUCCAAACCCAUAAUUCACUCACUCAUCAAGGUGUCUUUAAACCUCUUAAAGGAGCAGGUCUUGGAGAAAUAUGUUUUGAAUUGUAGGGUAAAUGACUGAAGUGUGCCAUCAGAAUCUCUCCUUAACAUGUUAUGGAUUACUUUAAACUUUAGGUUCAAAUCAAGUACAUAAAAAUGAUUAAAAGAUUAUUGUAUUUCCCCAACAACUCUCAGACAAUCACAAUAGAGUAGUAUUUUUUUUUUAGAGUGUUAUGUUUUUUUUUGUUUUGUUUUUUUUAAGGAAAUUAAGAAAGUAAUUUGCCCUGUUUAGCUACAUUAUUAUUGUCUUCAACUUUUAAAAUGUGUCUCUGAAAAAAAAAAAGUGCAAGAAAGUAUUUAAAACAAAAAGAGCCCAAAUAGCUCUUUUAGAGAUAAUGACAGCAAAUUAAAAUCCUUCCAAAAUGUAGACAUAUCUUUGUGAGUGUUAGUGAAUAUAAUAUUUACAGUCACACUUUGACUCUUUGAGACUGAUGUGUUAGUUAGGUGAUGAUGGCAAGAAACAGACACGAACACAAUUUAAAAUAUAUACUUUCUGUGAACUGCAUUUUGAACUUUGCUUCAUAUAUUUCAAUCGUUUAAUUACUAAUCACUGCCAAAUUCUACAGUAAUAUACAGUGUACAAUAAUAGUGUUUAUUAUUGCAUUUUUUUGUGUUGUUACCUGUAAUGAUACUUUUAUCUGAUCCAUCAUGUGCUCACUAUUCACUGUAUUCAUCAGAAUUAAUUUCUCUGUUUCUCCAUUAUAAAAUAAAAAAAGAAAAUCCUAAA
Molecule: messenger RNA, 3214 nt
Organism: Myxocyprinus asiaticus (Chinese sucker)
Lineage: Eukaryota; Metazoa; Chordata; Actinopteri; Cypriniformes; Catostomidae
Product: protein ABHD18-like
Exons: 14
Coding region: 605-2095 (496 amino acids)
Source: RefSeq, a predicted model, not a curated record